Andrographis paniculata is the source of this 2784-nucleotide messenger RNA. RefSeq names its product beta-galactosidase 14-like. The coding region runs from base 70 to 2676 and encodes 868 amino acids. Gene Ontology annotation, molecular function: carbohydrate binding; beta-galactosidase activity. Lineage: Eukaryota; Viridiplantae; Streptophyta; Magnoliopsida; Lamiales; Acanthaceae. Gene Ontology annotation, cellular component: vacuole; cell wall. Gene Ontology annotation, biological process: carbohydrate metabolic process. The record is from RefSeq and is a predicted model, not a curated record. The transcript has 16 exons.
ACAAGGGCAGUAGUAGUGUACUGGUUAGUGUUGUAGCAAUCAGGGUGGAGAUCGAUCGAUCGAUCAUCGAUGGGGAGACUUGAUAUGAUGUUGGUGCCACGAGGAGGAGAGCGCCACAGCAUCCUCAUCCUCAUUCUUCUAUCUGUUAUAUUUUCUGUAACCGCCUUUGCUGCCGAUCCCAUCCCUAAUCCCAUCCCCAAUCCCAUGCCCGCUCCCGCCGGCCCCGUCGUUGCUUACGACUCGCGUUCCCUUAUCAUUAACGGAAGCAGAGAGCUGCUUUUCUCUGGCUCCAUUCAUUAUCCCCGAAGUACUCCCGAGAUGUGGCCCGACAUCCUUAGGAAGGCAAGGGAAGGUGGACUCAACGUCGUUCAGACUUACAUCUUCUGGAACCUUCACGAGCCUGCUGAAGGACAGUACGAUUUUUCAGGGAAUAAGGAUUUUGUCAAAUUCAUCAGAAUGAUUGGCGAUCAAGGGAUGUGGGUGACACUCAGAUUGGGUCCAUACAUUGAAUCCGAAUGGAAUUUGGGAGGAUUUCCAUACUGGCUGAAAAACGUUCCCAACAUCACAUUCCGUACUUAUAACGAGCCAUUCAUGUUCCACAUGAAAAGAUACACAGAGAAGAUGAUUAACGUGGUGAAGGAAGCCAAGCUCUUUGCGGAUCAAGGAGGUCCCAUCAUAAUGGCACAGAUCGAGAACGAGUAUAACAACGUGAAAGAUGCUUACGAAGAGGGUGGACAGAAAUACGUGGUGUGGGCUGCAGAAAUGGCCACAAGUCUGUACAAUGGUGUGCCCUGGAUCAUGUGCAAGCAGGACAAUGCUCCUCCUUCAAUUAUAAGCACUUGCAAUGGAAGGCAAUGUGGAGAUACGUUCAAAGGGCCAGGGCCUAACAAGCCUUCCCUGUGGACUGAGAAUUGGACAGCGCAGUACAGAGUGUUCGGUGACCCUCCUUCUCAGAGGUCUGCUGAAGACAUUGCCUACUCUGUUGCUCGUUUCUUCUCUAGGAAUGGAACCCUUACCAACUACUACAUGUACCAUGGAGGAACCAACUUUGGCAGAACGGCUUCCUCUUUUGUCACCACCCGUUACUAUGACGAGGCUCCACUGGAUGAGUAUGGUUUGCCGAGGGAUCCUAAAUACGGGCACUUGAGAGACUUGCACAGGGCUAUGAGGUUGAGCAAGAGGGCAUUGCUGCGGGGCAACCAAAAUGUGCAGAAGAUUUCCAAAGACUUGGAGAUAACAACGUACGACAAGCCUGGAGAUCCCACUAUCUGUGCGGCAUUCCUGACCAACAACAAUACAAGAGAAGAUCGGACUAUCAAUUUCAGGGGUGUGGAUUAUUUCCUCCCCGCUAAGUCCAUCAGCAUUCUCCCUGACUGCAAGACCUUAGUUUUCAACACCCAAAUGGUGGUGGCACAACAUAGUUCUAGAAACUUCGUACCCUCAGUCAAAGCAAAGAUCACCAGAUGGGAGAUGUUCAGAGAAAAAAUCCCAGACUUUAACGAGUUAUCAAUAAAGAGCAUCCGUCCAAUGGAAAUGUGCUCUAUCACCAACGACACCACCGACUACGCUUGGUACAGCACCAUAAUCGACUUGGAUCGGGGUGACUUACCAAUGCGGAUAGACAUCCUACCCGUGCUUCAGAUUGGCAAUCGUGGCCAUGCUUUGAUGGUAUUCGUCAACGGAGAAUACGUAGGUUUUGGACACGGAAACAUCGAUGAGAAGAACCAUGUCUUCAAAAACUCGAUCAAUUUGCGAAUUGGACCCAACCAAAUAUCUAUAUUGUCCAUGACCAUUGGCAUGCCGAAUAGUGGAUCCUUUAUGGAAAGAAGAUUCGCUGGGCCCCGAGAUGUAACGAUCCAGGGGUUGAUGGCUGGAACGCUGGACAUUACAGAUAACAUGUGGAGACACCAGGUUGGGUUAAACGGUGAAGCCAUGGAAUUGUUCACGGAGGAAGGAUCCAAAAAAGUGCAAUGGCAACCGCUUCCAUUGAACAAUAACAUCCCCCAACCCCUGUCUUGGUACAAGGGGUACUUCGACGCCCCGGAAGGCAACAACCCAAUAGCUGUCCGAAUGACAAGCAUGGCGAAGGGGAUGAUCUGGAUCAACGGCAUGAGCAUCGGGAGGUACUGGGUGUCAUUCCUGUCGCCCCUGGGGCAGCCCACACAGGACGUCUAUCACAUCCCCCGCUCACACCUGAAGCCCACCGGCAACGUCAUCGUGGUCCUGGAGGAGACCGGCGGAGACCCCACGAAGAUAGAGAUCCUGCUCAUCAACAGGGACACCAUCUGCAGCGUCAUAGGCGACUACUACCCCCCCAGCGUCUCCUCCUGGGAGCUGAAAAAGAACCAGAUACGGUCCACGGUGGACUCCCGGAACGAGGCCAAGCUCACCUGCCCGGACAAGAAGGUGGUGGAGAGAGUGGAGUUCGCCAGCUUCGGGAAUGCCGAGGGGGCAUGCGGGGCCUUCAAGCCGGCGACAUGCGAUUCGGCCAAGGUGCGUAAGGUGGUCGAGGAGCAGUGCCUGGGGAAGACCGAGUGCACCGUACCCUACGACAGGAACAACCUCAUGGAUAAUGCCCUCAUCGAUCCUUGCCCGACUAUCCCCAAGACCCUCGCCAUCCAGCUCAAAUGCGCCCCUCCCCCGGGGGCAGCCGCCGCCACCGCCACCGCCGUCUGAUUACUAAUUACUAUAUUUAUAUACAGUUAACUAGCGUUUAAGCACGAAUUAUUAUAUUUAAAUUUAAUUAGUAUAUUAUUAUUUAUUUGAUUCUAUUGAAUUUUUUCA